UGUCUCUCGUCUGCCGUCUGCUGCUGCAUGUUAUUUUUUUGUAUUGAGUGAGUGGAAGUGUGGAAUACCUCGUGAUUUUAAUUGAAAAGAUAAUUAUUGUAAACAACUUGCUAAUUAAUUUCUAUUCAUUGUUUUAAAUUCAUGGCAGCCUCCGCUCACCAACCAAAAUUGAAAUUUCCAUAUCGUGUAUCAUUAGUUCACUACUACAUAAAAAUGUAACGUAGUUUAUUGUACCCACAUUUUUGAUAAAAUAUUGAGCUUGCGUAUAAAAAUUAGUAAUAAUGUCUUCGGAUAAUAUAAGUGCUCAUGACCGAGCGUCAUUAGAGAAGUUUUCAAAGUUUUUUACCCUAAAAGUGGCUCAGAUAGUUGUGCAAAGUCGCCAAGGCAAGAAAAUUGUUCAGAGCAACAAAGAUGAACCGAUUUUACCUGAAGACAGUCAAAUGUCUCCGCCACCUCAGGCGCAGCUAGGCGUUGACUCGUUCAAUCUGGCCAUUCCUGAAGUUCCUGAAGUGACUAUAGACACUAAGCGAGUGCUGAACGGUGAAGUAGUUGCCGCAUUAAGUCAAGUUUUCAUUGUUGAGAUUUCACUAACAACUAGUGACGGAGAUGAGAUGAUUCUAGAGCUAUGGACCAUAAAAAUGGACCCAGAGUGUGACCCAGCCAUGAACUCAUUGUCAACAAUUUACUAUCGCAUGGGGAUCAUGCUGAAGUCAACCCUCACCAUAUCCCGCAUAGUUCCCGCAUACAAAAUAUCCAGAUGCCAGAGUUCAGAGUCGUACAAAAUCUCAUACAGGAUAUAUUCUGGUCAGCCUGACACAGAUCUUCUAGGUGAAGGGUUCAGAAGUAUUCGAGUGAGUGAACUGGGAACUCCCUGUGGAACAAUACAGAUCGCCCUCAACUACCGGACGGUGAUGACACUGUCUCCAAGCAAAAAACCAAAGACUGAAUCUAUCAUGGUCAAAAGCGACCACUUCCCAUAUGACAGUCCAAAGAAAGAUCCCCACGAAAAAAGAGUUAUAGAUUUGAACAAGCCGCUCACAGCCGGUGCUUUUGUGGACACGGAGAGGAUCAGGGAGCUGCAUGACACCCUCAGCCAGCAGCUGCCUCCGGAGCCUCCCAUGUCCUGGAUCCUUGAUGAGAAAGAGAAGAUGGAUAUGCAAAAGAAACAACGGUCCAUAUCCGAGAGCCAGGCGGCCGCCAAGGCUGACGCCCAGGUGACUUCCUCGUCGGUCCCCAACGCUUCCCAUUCCAAAGCCAUCGAGGUGCCAACCAAGAACCGUUACUACUCUGAAAGCCAAAAAUACUCCAAGAUGAUGGAGUUUCCCUUCGCGGACGGUAGCCCGAUCACAGAGCUGGCCAACUUCUACCAGGAGUGUCUUCACGCGAGGUCCCAGAGCGACGAGUGGUGCGACAUCGUGGAGGAGCAAUCAGCUUCGAGCGACUCUGACGCCCUCUCGCGGCAGCUCAAGAUCUUCGAAGAUGCCGUCCCUGAGUUUGACAGUAUGGUUGCCUCUAUGUUCAGCAACUCGGAAAACGGAGAGGGCUAGAUAGUAACUGCUCUGGGUAAGUUAACCGGGACGUGACAUACUCACAAAUAUUAACCACUGUGCUUUGUAACUACAGUUGUUUGUAUUUAAUUCACGUUUAAUCUGACGACAUGGUCGUACUAGAUUGUAUUAGUUAGGCGACUUUCCCGGUUACUGGUUGUCUUGUUGGUUUGGUAAGGAUGUUAUUUAUGCUCAUUGUUAAGUAAUGGGUCGAAAUGUGAUUGACAGAAAUGUAUACUAAGGAAUUUUGUAUGUUUAAUUAAAGCGAGGCGUAGAUAUGGAAAGUAAAAAUGUACUCAUAAAUAUAGUCAAUAGACGUUUUGUAAUUCAAAGAAUUGAGGAAGUAAGCCAAGGUACUGAUGAUUGGAGAUGCUGACAGUAUGAAAACUAGUUUUGUAUUAUGAUUUAAUUAGAAUCGUACAAAAAUAUUUAUUAUGUGCUCUUUAUUUUAUUAUUUUAAAAUAUCGUAGCAUUAUUGUAAAAUACAAUUAUUUGACAUUUGUAAAAACAAAAUUUCAGAUAAUUCCCAUUUGAAUAUGGUAUAAUAAUUUUAAUUAGUAGCGCUGUACUAAAAGUUUAAAUAAUAAUUUCUAGUCUUGUAUUUUAUUAAUUGUUUUGUGAAAGUACCUGUCGUGGUAUAAUUCAUAAAUCCUACUUUUUACCAGUAGGCUUAUUUUGAUAAAUGCUCAGAUCCAGGCAAAAUUUAUAACGUUUAAUUAUGAUUAUUUAGAUACUUCCUCCAUUCCUUUCGUAUACUCAUUUUUCAAGCAACAAUUUAGGUUGUUAUUGUUUCUUUCAAUAUAAUUUUAGGAUCUUCUUUCUUCUUAAUUUUCUGAAACGUGCUUAACAGUUUGUACCGGAAUCAGGUGUUUAUUAAGGUUGUUUAUGUUUAUGAUACAGAAAUGUUUAUAAAUAAUAGAGGCCUAUUAAAAACUCAUUAAAAGGUACUUUUAGACAAACAUAACUGAGUCACUGACCUCUACUCAAUCACUAUUUUGUAAAUGAUAAUAAAUGUGAAAUCAUUAGUGGUUUAGAGUAGUAAACAGUGCAGUUUUCUGGCAUAAGAUUGCCAUGGACAAGCAGAUUUCAAAGUUACAAAUUAGUUUUAAAGUAAAUUAUUGACAAUUAUUAUUAUUUGUGUCUAUAAAAGCUAUAUUAUUGGAUGUUAUUAUAUUCCUUUUAUGUCGUAGCAGGAUCAGCAAAUUAUCGCAAAGUUAAAAAAACAUUUAUGGUGUGAACUUGUAUGUUGAGUGUAAUAAGUAGCAUUCUUCUCAUAGUUUAUUAAAAGCGUCUUAUUUCUGAAUUCGGUGAUUUAAUUUAGUUGUGUUUGUGACGUUUUAUUUGUGCCAAUAAAAUUUAAAAGUAAGAGUGACCUAAGAAUAACAGAAUACUUAUUGUUAACAAUUUAUUAUAGAAAAUCUAAAGUUAUUCUCAAAGUGUUGCUAGAUUUUAAGACUGAUUGCAAAGUCAAUCAGAAAUAUUUAUUGUCAGUAUGUUCAAAUAAUGUACCUACCUACCCAUUGUUCAAAGCAUGACUAAAAAUAUAUAACACCAAAAUAAUUGAUUGGGAGUAUUAAAUUCGUUAUGUUGUUUAUCGUUGUUGAUUAUAUAAUAAGAUGUACUUAUGCAAAUUGUAUGUUAUCAAAAUUAGUGACCAAUACUCAAAUGUUGAUGCCUAGUCAAAUGUUAAUGAAAUUGUUUUAUAUUGUAUUCUACAUAGGGCAAAUUCUUUAGGCACACAUCUUAAAUUCUGAACCUCAUGUUCUAAAAAAAGAAAAGAUGUAAGUAUGCCUUUUGAAUAAGCCUUCAUUAUUUUGGACGUUACUGAAUACUUUUUAAACUUCUUGUAAUUAUUUACAUACUUAAUUGCUCUCUCAGUUCCUCUCAAUUAACAAGUUCUGAAAUGUAAAGUACCUACUAGCAUUACCCUUAAUUAUUGUAUACUUUUAUUUUGUCACUGUAGUUAUAAUCAGCAUAAUAACAAUAAUAAGGUAUUAACAACUUUCAAAAUCAGUCAGAUGAUCAACUUUAUGAAGCUGUCACAAUAUACAGAGUAAUUUUAUCAGUGAGCUUCCUGAACCGCCUUCAGUCACAAUGUAUGUACCGUGUAUUGAGCAGAUAAAGGGUCUAAUGUACAAUAAAAUAACGAUUGUUUUCUUCAAUUUCGCAGUAAGUCUCAUAAUUGUUCAGUACGUAGGGUAUAUUUACUAAUGUGUAAGUGAAUGCCUAGAUCGCCCAGCUCCUCCAGAGUUCACCCUAAUGCUUAUAGCGGCGGGGGUGGCUGAUUACGUUUGUGGAUUAGCCUUUAUGCCGUGACCACGUCAUUAGAGACCUAGAUCUCUUCCUCUAAAUGAGAAAGAGAGACGAUGGUUGUUCUUAACAUCUAGACACUCAAUUCAUGAGUCUCGUGUACCUACUCCUAAUUCAGCAUUAAACCGGGGUUGGAUGGAGUUGGAUUCAAGGUUUUUUAUGCUUUCGCUGUAUGCAGACCUGUGAGUCUAAUGGAUCUGGGCACAAACGGGGAGGGUUUAUUCACUGAGAAGGGCAUGUUUUGUUUUGUAAAUUUUUCAUCAACAUGUUGGUUGAGAAUGAUUGUGAUGUGUGAAUCAAGUUCACCUUUAUAACGUGGUGCUGCCAUACUGCUGCUAAAAAUGUCUAAUAAAAUCAUGAAACAUGAAAAGUAUUUGUACCAUUUGUAGUGCCACAUGUUUGUAUUAAUGUUUGAUAACUUUAAGUUAGAGUGUGGCAGCAGUCAGCACCAUCAUAAAAUUAUGCUGCUGGUUAUAUAUGUAUAUUAUACUGUCAUUUAUUAUACGGUAGGUAUUAUUGAUUGUAGUAAUUAAUUCAGAUUACAUUGACUGGCGCACACAUUUUACUUAAUUAAUUUAUGUACCCAUUGAAGGCUUGUUUCACAAUCUUAGACAGUGUUUCAUGAUUAUAUUAAGCCAAAGAACCAAUUACCUACCAUAUUAUCUGUUUGUGAGGAAGUACCUACCAUAACCAAAUAUGAUAUAAAAGUCAUAAUUUUUAGCAAAAUGUUGGAUAAACAUGAAAGCCUGUUGUUAAUGAUAAUACAUUUCGCGACGGGCUGAGGUCAUAACGGGCCGUUAUCCGUUGUCGCUAACAAGAUGCCUCACAUAGAUAUCUCCUAAAAAUACAAAACUACCAUCAACUGCAGAGAAUGCAUGCUGGCCUGAUUCACACUCACUCCGUUUUGUUCUACUUGUAUUUAUUCCAUGGCUUUUUGUCUGUCAUUGUGGAGCAGUCGCUAAUUCACCCUUGUUAAUUUCAGUAAUGUUGGUUUAUUGUAUAGGUACCUAAUCACUAAAUUAAAGAAAGUACCUACUCGUUUAAUUGAUUUGAUGUGUCAACAUCGAAAUAUAUCUAUCUAGACGCUAUAAA
This is a messenger RNA of Plutella xylostella (diamondback moth), 4949 nucleotides long. RefSeq names its product autophagy-related protein 13 homolog. NCBI's taxonomy places the organism in Eukaryota, Metazoa, Arthropoda, Insecta, Lepidoptera, Plutellidae. Gene Ontology annotation, biological process: protein localization to phagophore assembly site; mitophagy; piecemeal microautophagy of the nucleus. Gene Ontology annotation, cellular component: Atg1/ULK1 kinase complex; phagophore assembly site; cytosol. The record is from RefSeq and is a predicted model, not a curated record.